AUGACAACAACCAAUCCCACUUUAAAGAUGGGACAUUAUGGUCGUGUGAUUCAGGUUGAUGAAUCCAUCACACCAACAACACUCACUCCGACCACACUAUUUGACGAUGAUCAACCGGAACUGGUGGAUCAAAAUAAUGAAACAAACAACCAUGUAUUUUCCGAUUCAUCUGUUACUACUCCGAUAUUUCCAGUAAAAAUAUCGGGUGGUAUUCCAGGAGCAACAAAUCAUGAUGAUACUUCUGUUGGAAAUGGUGAUAUCAGCUCAUCAUACUGUCCAUAUAACGAUAUUUUGCAAAUAUACGACAAGAAAACUCAUCAACUUCAAUUUUACUUUGUGAAAGAGGGCCAAGCAAGUAACGACAACACUACUUUUCAAUUUUUAAAUGACCAUAUUACUGUGGAUAAUUGCAGCUGCAACUCCACCAAUGAGUGUUCAAAGAUUAUUUAUUCGUGCUACUUUAUUAUUACCUAUGAGAACAAUUUUGACGUUUUUUUAUUUGUAAAGGCACGACUUUCUGAAAAACCAUCUGAUGACUCUAAAGAGGUCAAGAAACCUCUUCCUUUCGUAUCACGUAAAAAGGAAUUGAUAGAUUUUUUAGCUAGCCCAAAGAAUUUGCUCCAAGAAAAAUCAGGAAAAGACCUUUGGAAAGUUAGCAGAUUUACGAGCUGUAAUCAAGAAUUAUUUUCAAUCCUUUCUAGUUCGAACAAUUUUACUGUAGAUACGAACAUUACUCUCUCUCAUAUUUGUCCAGUGUUGGAAAGUAGACAUUGCAUGUUUAUUUUCAGUGACGGAACGGCUUGUGAACUGUCAUUUCAGAAUUACAAGCUCACAUUAUGCUCUUCAUUCAAAUUGCUACCACAAACAAAUGAAGGCAUAUAUUCAGAAAUACUAUCCUACCAACAAUUCCUUAUAUGUUAUCAAGCUAGCCAACACUGCGUCGUUGAUGUUUGGGAUAUUUCAAAACAGAAAAAGGUUGGGAUUGUUGAUCUUACGCCUAACUUUGCAAAUAACGAUUACUCUGAAACCCUUUCCAGAUUACAAAUAUCAAAUAAUGGACUAUUAUUAAGUGCAGUUGGAAAAAACAAUUCUGUUUAUAUAAUUGAUAUUGAUUCUAAUUUUCAAAUAGUUAAAAAAGAAACAGAACAUAAUCAGGAUGCACAGUUUGAAGAUAAUGAUGACGACGAUACUGAAGACGAUGAAGAAGAAGAGGAUCAAUCUUCAGAUGAGGAGCUUGGUACGUCAAAUAACGAAGAAAAGGAGAUGGGAGUGCAAGUUGUUGAAUCUCUUCUUCCUGUUACUUACGCUGCAGACAAUUAUUAUCAAUCUCACUGGUAUGAUAAUACUGAGCCUCCAAAGAAAUCUACUAGCGUGUUGUUUGAUUCUUCGAAUAGUAUUAGCAGCCUUGAAAAGGACUUGGAUCUCACUUCGCCACUCGUGGUUGCCAACAAAACUCGUAAAGAAACUCUUUUGAAAGAUUCUAUCCAUUUGAGAAAAGGAUUAUCUGGCAAUCUAGAAAGCAAUUAUGAGCAUGGGCUAUUAUCAAGAAAAGACUCUCGAUUAUCAUCCAGCCACAUGCUCUUAUCACCAAGAAGAGAAGAAAAUAUAAGCCAUAUUGGUGAGGGUCUACUUUUAAUCCAUAAUCCUUUCAACUCAACAAUGAACUAUUUAUUAACCAAUGACAAGUGUUAUAUUACUCACAAGAUUAACAAUAUUGAGAAAUGGAACACAUUACAAAUUUAUGAUGUAUCAUCAGGAAAGCUUGGACAUAUUCAGGUUCUUGCUGACGUUUUUUUGGCACCAUUAUUUCCAACAGGCUGUCAUUGCAUUUGUAUCAGCAAUAAUUCUCUAGAUCACGGCAUUUAUCAUCUGAAUUUCAACAUUACCAAAAACAUACUUCUCAAUAACCUGAUCAAAUACGAAAGGCAACGACUUGCAGAAAAGCUGUGCGAUUUAAAUGGUUGGGAUAGACAGUCACUAUCCGUGCAUGCCAUAGAACUGGGAUUGAGAAAUCGUGAAUUGUCGGUAGUGCAAGAUACUUUACGAAAUUUAGAUCCACAACAAGAGCUUAAUGUUUGCUACAUUAUUGCAAAGUUUAUUCAAGAAACCAAGUUUUCUCGAGAUAGCGAGUUUAAAAUCCAAACAAUUACUACAGCCAUUGGAUACAUUCUCUCACUCAUUGAGAAGAGAAUCAACGAGCUUGGAAGAAAUCCCAAUUUUGGAUUGGGAGAGGAAGACCCCAACUUGUUUGAUUCCAUCUUCUUGUUUCAAAACAAGCACGUACCUAUUAUCACUGAGAGUGCAAAUUCCGUCAUUAAGAAACUUGAAAUUAGAAAUCCACGAAAAAUGGAUAAACUUAUGGAAAGUCAAACAGUAUCAGAAAUUGAUGAGAUUACAACAGCCUCAAAUGACAUUUACCAUUCUUCAUCAGUUCACAUGAUUGCAAUAAUAGAGGAUAUUAUGAGCUCAAAGAAGACUCUUUCAAAGCCCGAGGAGAUUCUUCUCUUAUCAAACAUAGUUGCUUUAUUACGAUCUUGCUUACUGAUGAAUGAAGAAGAACAUGAAGAAAUGGCUGCAUCUCAACAUGAAGCUUUUCCGCAAGAUCACCUUUCUGUUUUAAGUUCCAUUCCAGCAUCGAAUAAGAAUAAGAACGACAAGAAGGUUGAUAUUACUCCAAUUGAUUUGUCUCUUUAUAACGACAACUUUAACGAUUUAUCUUACUUUGGAUCUGAAAUUAAAACUGGAAUUUCCUUGAACAAUGAAGAAGAUAUGUAUAAUUAUGAUCAAGAUGAUGAUGAUGAGAUUUCAGAUGCUGAUGAAAAGAAUGAGGUUGAGUUGUUCGAAAGGAUAUUGACACUAGAAAAUGAAACUCUAUUCAAGAAAUGGAAACAGAUGGACAAUAAGAGUAUUAUCACAGAGAGUUUAUUGAAUGGGGUAGUUUCUUUAGGAUUCUCGUUCUUGAAAAAUAGAGCCAUGAAAAUCAAAACUGAUCUUGGUUCUGAUUCUGACAAGGAUGAACGUGACACGAAUUGCGAUAUUAUCAAUUUUGAAACUUUCAAAGAAGUUGCAUUUAAAAUCGUCUACGAGAAGCUUUCAUUAGGAGAAUACACUGCUGCUCUGGAGAUGAUUGAAAAUUUGGGAGAGGAUCUUGUUGAGCACAUGAGAGACAUUGCAUUCAAUACUUUGGACAAAAACAUUAGAAAUUACUUGAUCAAAGAGUUAACAAGAUUGAAGAAAUUUAAUGAAGAAGAAUUGGAAGUCAUCGAAUUUCUCCAAUUAUUGGAAGAGUUAUAUCCUGAUAUUAAUAUUCUAAGAGUUCAAGAAAAGCUUCAUAAUCUUGGAUAUGCCAAUCCAUUCCAUGAAGAAUCUGAUCUAUUUGAAGCCCAACAUUCGGAGUAUCCCAUACAAAUUGGAGACAUUUCGGAUAUGGGACAAAUUAGCAAGGCCAGCAACAAUGUCGUUGCUUCGAGUGAAGAAAGUCCUUCAUCCUCAGCGUCUCCCAAAUCGGACACAGAUGACGUCGUUUUCAGACGAAGAACUUCUAGUUUGAUGAGAAUGAAGAGCCCUUCAAUUAUCUCUAAAAAGUUAUUGACCUUCCAAAAAUCCAAAUCCAGUUAUCUUGUGACCACAUUGAGAUGGGUCAUGAAAUGGGACAAGGAAACAAGAGAAAGAAUAUUAUUGGAAAAAGAUUAUCAUGACAAUGAAUCCUUGAGAGCAAGACUGUCAUUCUGUAUCGCUCAUCAUGACUAUGUCGGCAUUGUCAGAUGGGCAAAAAGUGUGCUUCCAUUGACUCAACUCCAUUCAAAGAAAAAAGCUACAGGAAUUCAGUGUGUUCUUACCGAACAAGGAGAUAUUACGUAUACUUCUGAACAUACAACCUCAAAAAAAGCUUCCUCAACCAUGCAAAAUUGUAAUGAGAUUCUUGAAAUUGUUAAGGAUCAAUUGAAGUAUUGUAGUCCAAUGAUGAAAGAAAUUUUACUCAACAGCUUGGCACUUCGAGGUAUUUUCGUACAGGAAGACACUUCCGAUUUUAUCUCGUUAUUGAAACGAUUCUGUGCCACAUACCAACUAUUUUCUGUACAUCCAGUUGAAUUUCCAAUGUUUGACAAUGAUCCAAUUCUACUGUUUGACAAUGAUCGAGAUCCAGCUCCAUCCAUUAACACCUCCUCGUUGCAUCCACAGGGAGAGCUCAGCAAAUUUCACAAGGAUUUCAUUUCAUUCUGCAUUGAUAAGAAUUUACCAAGCAUUUGUUUUCGUUAUGUUGACAAAUUUGAUUUAUGGGAAUGUUUGGAAGAAAGUAAGAUUUUCCCAGAAGAAUCCAAGCCAGAUUGGCUUAAAAUGAUACUUCUCUCCAAGAAAAAUCGAUUGUUUGACUUGUCAAUGGUUAAUGCUCGAUCGGUGUUGGGGAUUGACAAUCACAGUAUCAAUUCCAUGAUGAACGAGAAUCCAUUAAUUGCUCUCUCUACUCAAAUGUACUCUCCAAAAACUCUACAUGAAGCCAUGAAAGAACCAUCAACAAGCGAGCAUUACUUGAACAGGACAACCUUAUCAAAAGAAUUACACUCCUAUCCUACCUUCCAUAAUGCUCUAUUUGGCGAGAAAAAUACGCCUAGUUUAUCGAGAAGAGUCAUGAACGAAGAGGAGCAAUCUAAAAACGGUACAAUCAACUUGUGCGCACAUGAAAUUUCAAGAGGAAACAUAAUCUCGAAUCAAAAAGAUAUUUCUCUAUAUGAAAUGUUGAUCAAGACGAAUACUGACAUUUCCAUUGAAGAUAUUUUAAAUAUAGAGGAAGAUGAAUUGCAAGAAAAAGAUCAAGAUUUUUCACUCUUGCAAUCACAUAGAUCUCUCAAGCUUGAUUUUACUGACAACUUGUAUGGAUUUUCUGAUCAUUCAUGUUCCAUCGAAGAGACUCUAGAUGUUGAAUAUUAUCUUGUAAACAAGAGACCUUUGGAAGCUUACAAGGAAUUGCUCCACUCUUACAGAGAAAAGAACAAAGGCAUUGCAACACUUUUGGAAACUGGAGAGGUGUGUUCUCCCUAUCUUUAUGGAGAACAAUUUGAAAGCAUUGGAAAAUACCUACCAAAGGAAGAGCAAAAAGCAUUAUGUCAGAAAGUGAGAUCUAUUGCCAUCCAUAACUUUGCAGAUCAGUCCAUCACUGCUUGUUGUAGAAUGUUCAUUGAAUUAUGCUGCUUUGACGUCUAUACAGAACUUUAUUCAAACUCGAUCUUGAUUGAUACUAAAGCAGCGAGAAGAAUUGCAGAAUUUCAUGCAUCGUUUAAGAUACAGAACGAAGAAAAGUCUGUCUUGAUGAAAAAGCUUGCUGAUGACUUGGUAUCCAUUGAAAUUUUGGAAGCCGACGAUAGUACCAUGGAAAAAUACGUGAACUCUCCUCAAUACAGAGUUCUUAAACUACUUGAGGAGGCAACAGAUUCCAUGCUCAUUGUGGAUAUUUCUGUUAAGGACUUCCUUGAAAAAGAAUUCUCAAAAUCAACGAACGAGUCUGCAUAUGACAAGGUGCAAAUUCUGGACGGUAUGAGAAAUACAGGAAACAAGAUUUACGUUUCACCAUGGAAGCUACUUUGUAUAUUUUGUGAAAUUCAUAAUUUGCCAGAAUAUGUGCAUCAUUUACAAACUGCCGCAAAAAGAGGGCAAUGGAUUUCAUUCCUGUAUCAUGCUCAAGAUGGUAAUGUUCCACUUUCCACCGUCAUGUCUAUAGUGCAGCAAUACAUGCCCGACUCAUUGAAGCAAUUCUUACUCAUUACACUUCGAGAGAUGAAAUCCAAACAAGAGGGCAAUGCACCAUUAACUAUAACCACAGACUCUAACAAUAAUGAUGCCUUAUUGAUGGCGUCCUUAGGAGACGCUACAGAUUCAACGAGCAAAUUGUUUUUGGAGUUGAUACGUACCGAAGAGUUAAUGACCUCUAAAUCAAGUACUGAUAUUAUUAAUUAUCUGCUAAAUAAGUCUAUUAGCAUGAGUGAGCCAUUAUUGGCGAUUAUCGCCACAUGCUACAUUUCGACUAACAAUUCAAAUGUAGAAAUAUUUGCAUGUAUGAAAACAUGGUUGCAAUCCAUUAAGCAACGUUUGAGCAGUGUUGACAAGAAGGGUACUGACACAAUGUCCAUCCAAAAGCUGACGACAAAGAAGUUACUUGAAGCAAUCGAAAAGCAAAUUCAAGAUUUCUGCUCCAAUAAUUUUUUGAAAGAUGAAAAGCAAAGCGGAGUGAAUUAUAUCAUCCAAGCAUUCCAAUUAUUCGAUAGUACCAACCCCAUUGCUUCCUUUUUAAGUUUUUAUGAAGCAUAUCUUUUUGAUAACUAUGAAAGGGCCACGAACUACUUACAACAAUUUGUCAGCGCUGUCAAAGAUAUGCAAAAUGGCAAAACUCUACAGUUUAAAUUAGGAGAUUUAAAUUGGCUGAUUAUCACCUCUACAGCACUUGCUCAACAACUUUCUAGAUGCUUGGUGUCUCAAUUCAAAAGAACAAAAUUUUUGGAAUUGCUUCAUUCAUCUCAGUUCUCAUUAGCAGUGGACAUGUCCAAUGAGUUUGAGAGCAUGUACAGCCUAAAUUGUCUGUUGGAGAGAGUCAUUAAUUCUGGUGUGGUGAUUGAGACUGACAAGAUGAAUGUUUUUACAGGUCAGCCCAGCAUGUUCAUUGAGUCGCUUAUUGAAAAUAAUUGUUUUAAGGAAGCACGACAAGUAGCAGUCAUGUUCAGAAAGAAGAUCAAUUUCCCCACAGACAAAAUUACCCUGGCUCAAGCGAACCACAAAAUAGCAAAGGUAAAAGGUCUAUUCUCAUCCACUCAUGAGCUCACUAUGGCUUACUCUAAGGUCAAUGACCUGUUUAUCAAAUUCAGAUAUCCUCAAGAAGAGGCUGCUAAAUAUUUCCUGGAACAAGUGUUGGUCCUUCAAAAGAGUAUUUCAAUGGCAGGAAUUUUACACUUGUUGAAUCUUUCUUUGAGAUGGUUUGAAGGAACAUACUCUCUUACAAAGAGGUCUGUGGAAUUAUCAAAGCCAGUGACUCCGUCAAGACCAACCAAAGACUUGGAGUUCUUGAGUCAUAGCAUUAUGCUCCUGUCUAACUCGCAAGAAGAAAGCUCAUCACCACACAUAUCUGGAAUUUUAGCUUCAUUAGAGAGCAGAUUAAUUGAAACCUCAAAAAAGUCAUCCUCGGUUUUGAAUAUCGAAGAAUUACUUGAUAAGGUCAUUGAUAACUUGCUGUUGAGUAGUCAAUAUGAUGAGGCAAAACGGCUUUCUUCUUACUACAAUUACGAAAGUCGAGUUUUGGAAAUUAUCGACAUUGCCCUAUCUAUGGCGAAAUCUAAUGACUCGAAAACAUUAUAUCAAGAUUCUGAACAGAAAUAUACAGGCAUACCUUCGAAAAUUUUACCUUCUCAUCUCUACAAACAACUGAAAGAAGUUUUACCAAAUAUUGAUGAAGUCGAUGAUAUUCAACAAAUAUUGGACAAAUUACAAUUGCUGUGCUAUGGAUACAAGAUGAAAGGAGCUCGCAAUUAUCUAAAGAUUAUUGCUCUUAAUUAUAGAAUUGGACGAAUUCUUCAAUUGAAUUACGAAAGUAUAGUUACCAAAGAUAGCUACGAUGUUCUCAAGUUGUUGUUGAUGCUAUUUGGAAAGGAAAAACUGAAAGUGUGUUCUUCAUUCAUUCAACUAAAAACGCUGGAUACUGAUAGAGCUGCUUGUGUAUGUGCACAUUAUCUGUUUAACACCUAUGCCGAAUAUUAUAGAAAUGAAGACUUGUCCAUAUUCAAAAAUCAGGAUGAAACCGAGAUUUUGAUUGAAGAUUAUUUCCAAAAUAAUGCAGGAAGUACCUCUAGUGAUGAUUUAGAUGACCGGCUUUCAACGAGCUCAGGAAGCUCAUUCUCAAGUUUUGACUUUUCGACAUCAUAUUCAAGCGUGGCAACAGGAAGCUUCUUCAAGCAAGCUAUGGCUAAAAACAACAAACCACCAAAACCUCAAAAAGAGUCACAAAAACAAUUUGAUUUAGUGAAAUGCACAAUGGAUGAAUUUGCUGAAUUUGCAAAUAUUUGUAGAGAUCCUUCAGCAAUCGCUCGACAUUUAAUUCAUUUGGUGGAUGCAGAAGAAGAAAAUGAUUCUUCACACAAUAACCAAGGUGACAGUCCAGGUAAAAAAACGUCGCGUACACAAAAACAUGUCAACAAACAUAACAUUAACUUGAAGUGCAAAGUAGAGCUGAUUGUUAGAGCAUAUCACUGCUACCACAUGUCCUCGAGUUUUGAAGGAAUUGAAUCAAUUUUGAAACGCAUUAAGGGUCCACUGAUUCAGGAAAUUUUAGACGAACAAGAUUUUUCUCUCAUUGUUCGACUUCUUGUCACCAUUCCUGACUUUUCAGAGUUAACAUUUUUGUUUGACAUACUCAUUGAGAAUGAGCAAUUUGAGCUCAUUUUGAAAAAGAACUCCCAAUCAGAUCAAGAUAACAACAAUCAGCUUAAAAUGGCUCUCUCAUCGUACGUUCAAACCAAAUUUCCAGAACAAAACGAAAAACUUGCAAUGGUUUACUUGAGAUUUAAUAUGCUAAAAGAAUAUGGUACUUAUUUGUUUAAUAAGGGAUGUAGAGGAAUCAAAGUCAUUCACAGAAGAAUAGUAGGCGGAGAUUCUUCAGAUGCUACUAGCAGCUCUUCUUUCAAUUAUCAAUCCUCCAUGGACGAACAUGUUCCAUUGGAGCAUGUGUGUAAGAUUGUUUGUGAAAACUUUGAUUCAGCUGCCUCUUCUCUUACAAAAGAAGAUUGUUGCCAAACAGCAGUGAGAGCAACAAACUUGAGUGCACUCGUGAAAUUACAACUCAAAUUCUACAAUGAAACUCCAAAUAAGAAGAAACUUCAAAACAUGCCAAUGAUCCUUGAACUUUCACCAAAAGAUGCUAGAACCUUUAUUCAAAAUCAUGGUAAUUUUGAGGAAUCUCUAAUUGUUGCAAAUGCCUAUGAUAUCAAUACCAUGUCAGAUUGGAUUGAUCCAAUUUACAACAACUGUGUGAAAAAAGGAGACGUUGAAUAUUUGCAUGUGUUAAAGCAAUAUCUUCCAAUUAGCUCAAAUUUAUUUAGAGAAAUUGCCAAACGUGUGAAAAUUGAUUCCAAACCUCUCAAUACCAAAGUCUUAACGUCAUUCCACAAAUUCCUUUCACAACACUGUUCAGAUUAUAAGGUAGUGAUGGAUAUUUGUGAAGACAUGUUGCAUUUCCUCACUUCCUCUCCGCCACUCAAUUCAAGCUCCUCGCCCAUUCAUACUCUAUUCUCUGAUUUGAACAAACAUGUCAUUUCAAUUCUGGAUUAUGUUCCUCCAAACAUGAUGAUGUCUGGCAAUACUUCCCAAUUGACCAUCGAUCCAAAUAGUUCCUCUCCCAUGAAUCCUGCCCAAGAAGAAUUUUCGCAGUUCAUCCAAGAAUAA
Messenger RNA from Naegleria lovaniensis, 9420 nucleotides. RefSeq lists its product as uncharacterized. The coding region runs from base 1 to 9420 and encodes 3139 amino acids. Lineage: Eukaryota; Heterolobosea; Eutetramitea; Acrasida; Naegleriidae. Gene Ontology annotation, cellular component: cytoplasm. The record is from RefSeq and is a predicted model, not a curated record. The transcript has 4 exons.